AUGAGGGCAGUUCUAAUGCUGGUGGUUGCAGCCUUAGUAUGCAUCUGGGGGAAUAUUCACAUAGCAAGCGCAGACAUGAGCCCCACCGAGUGCAAAGUGGAGACGAAACUUGCUGGUAAUGCGUGCCUGGCAGUGCUCUACGGGAAAAGCCCAUCUGCAGACUGCUGCCAGCGUGUUCGAGUCACCCAUGUUGAGUGUGUAUGCCCCUAUGUCUCUCCCAAGGUCGCUUCCAUCAUUCGAGCCUAUGGUCUUAACAAGCUCAUUAAGAAAAUUGAAGGGUGUGGAAGGGCAGUUCCUCACAAUCUCAAGUGUGGGAGUAUCACUAUUCCAUGA
Molecule: messenger RNA, 333 nt
Organism: Vitis vinifera (wine grape)
Lineage: Eukaryota; Viridiplantae; Streptophyta; Magnoliopsida; Vitales; Vitaceae
Exons: 2
Coding region: 1-333 (110 amino acids)
Source: RefSeq, a predicted model, not a curated record